Messenger RNA from Myotis davidii, 2943 nucleotides. RefSeq names its product kelch like family member 20 (gene KLHL20). The record is from RefSeq and is a predicted model, not a curated record. The transcript is spliced from 13 exons. Gene Ontology annotation, molecular function: protein binding. Bases 63 to 1925 code for a protein of 620 amino acids. NCBI's taxonomy places the organism in Eukaryota, Metazoa, Chordata, Mammalia, Chiroptera, Vespertilionidae.
CUUCACUUCCAGCCGAUUCAGGUUCGGCUGUAGAGUGUGGUGAAGGGUACUUUUCAUGGUGCAUGGAAGGAAAGCCAAUGCGCAGGUGCACCAACAUUCGACCAGGAGAGACUGGAAUGGAUGUAACAAGCCGCUGCACCCUUGGAGACCCCAACAAACUGCCAGAAGGGGUUCCCCAACCUGCCCGCAUGCCCUAUAUCUCAGACAAGCACCCUCGACAAACCUUGGAAGUGAUUAACCUCCUGAGAAAGCACCGGGAGCUCUGUGAUGUGGUGCUAGUUGUGGGCGCAAAGAAGAUAUAUGCCCACCGAGUCAUUUUGUCAGCUUGUAGUCCCUACUUCCGUGCUAUGUUUACAGGAGAAUUGGCAGAGAGCCGGCAGACAGAAGUAGUGAUCCGAGACAUAGAUGAGAGGGCUAUGGAACUGCUGAUUGACUUUGCAUAUACCUCCCAGAUAACUGUGGAAGAGGGCAAUGUUCAGACCCUACUGCCAGCUGCUUGUCUCCUCCAGCUGGCAGAAAUACAGGAAGCCUGCUGCGAAUUCUUAAAGAGACAAUUAGAUCCCUCUAACUGCCUUGGUAUUCGGGCUUUUGCUGACACACAUUCAUGUCGUGAGUUGCUAAGGAUAGCAGACAAGUUCACUCAACAUAACUUUCAAGAGAUUUUCAUGUCUUCUUGCCAUCUGAUGUUUCCAGUGAUGGAAAGUGAAGAGUUCAUGUUGCUUCCAGCCAAUCAGCUCAUUGAUAUAAUAUCUAGUGAUGAGCUAAACGUUCGCAGUGAAGAACAGGUGUUCAAUGCAGUGAUGGCCUGGGUCAAAUACAGUAUCCAAGAAAGACGUCCUCAGUUACCCCAGGUGCUCCAGCAUGUCCGUCUACCUUUGCUCAGUCCCAAGUUCCUGGUGGGCACCGUGGGCUCUGAUCCCCUCAUCAAGAGCGAUGAAGAAUGCAGAGACUUGGUAGAUGAGGCUAAAAACUAUCUUCUGUUGCCCCAAGAACGACCACUAAUGCAAGGACCAAGGACAAGACCACGGAAGCCUAUUCGCUGUGGAGAAGUACUUUUUGCAGUUGGUGGUUGGUGCAGUGGAGAUGCCAUUUCCAGUGUAGAACGAUAUGACCCCCAGACCAAUGAGUGGCGGAUGGUAGCUUCAAUGAGCAAAAGGCGAUGUGGCGUUGGGGUCAGUGUCCUUGAUGACCUGUUAUAUGCAGUGGGUGGCCAUGAUGGAUCCUCGUAUCUCAAUAGUGUUGAAAGGUAUGACCCCAAAACAAACCAGUGGAGCAGUGAUGUGGCUCCGACAAGCACCUGCAGGACAAGUGUUGGCGUGGCAGUGCUUGGAGGAUUUCUUUAUGCUGUCGGUGGCCAGGACGGUGUGUCUUGCCUCAACAUUGUUGAGAGGUAUGAUCCGAAGGAGAACAAAUGGACUCGCGUGGCUUCCAUGAGCACCCGAAGGCUAGGCGUGGCUGUGGCUGUGCUAGGCGGCUUCUUAUAUGCCGUAGGUGGCUCUGAUGGGACAUCCCCACUCAACACAGUGGAGCGCUACAGUCCUCAGGAGAACAGAUGGCACACCAUCGCCCCCAUGGGGACCCGCAGGAAACACCUGGGCUGUGCAGUGUAUCAGGACAUGAUCUAUGCUGUGGGAGGCAGAGACGACACCACAGAGCUCAGCAGUGCGGAGAGAUACAACCCCAGAACCAACCAGUGGUCUCCGGUGGUGGCUAUGACAUCCCGCCGUAGCGGAGUUGGCCUGGCGGUGGUGAAUGGACAACUCAUGGCUGUAGGAGGUUUUGAUGGCACAACAUACUUGAAGACCAUUGAAGUUUUUGAUCCUGAUGCCAAUACAUGGAGGUUAUAUGGCGGGAUGAAUUACCGUCGGCUGGGAGGUGGAGUAGGAGUUAUUAAAAUGACGCAUUGUGAGUCCCACAUAUGGUGAACGUCUAGAAGACAGCUGUGUGUAUGCUCUGCUGUAUUCUGGAGCACUUUGACUUUGUAGCUUUCUAAGCUCGGGAAAACACGAACAAAUUUUAUUCUUUGCCGGUGCCUCAACUAUGGAAACACAAACAAAGUACUUCACCUGUAGGAUGCCAUCUUUGCACAAUGUUCAGUUCUGUGCAGAAUAUUUAUUUUUGAUUUUAAUUUAUCAUGGUUGUUUUUUUAGCUUUCCUCCCGACCAAAAUAAAAAAUUCUAAGCACUGAAAUUUUAAGAUACUAAGUUUGAAAAUGUUAAGGGGAGAAGGGCUAUAUAUGGUCUAGCUGUUAUUUCUAGGCACUCCAUCCACGAUUCCACUCCUUACAAGGACUACCAGUGACAAAGAUCAGAAUGCAAAGUGUGUAAGUUAGCUAUCAUUCUUGCACUAAGCACCAGAAGACUUGAAAAUCUUUUUAAAAAGUAUUAAAUCAAUAAAACCAGGCCUCAAAGUUUUCAUCAAUGGAACUUUGCAUCUUGUUUCCUUCCAUAUGACCUUGUUUUCUGCUACAUUUAAAGUUUUUUCUCCCCACUAUUUUAUAGUGUCUGCUAGAUCUAGAGCCCUACUGUGUGCCUCUACAAAACAGUAUGCGAUUCUCAUGUACUGUCUUAAGAAUCAUGUGCAACUCUGCAUGUUUUUACUCUAAAACAUUACCGACUGACUGAAGCAACUUUCCUUUUGAUUUGCAUAUUGCUACCAAGGACCAGCAGGGAGAAAUGUGCUCUCCCCAGCAGUGAAUUGUGCAACUGACAUUUGAUGCUCAGGCUGCUGAAGCUGAGGCUUACCUGUAAUCACAGCUGCCAAGGAAUGAAUUCUUCAGUUCACGUGAUAGUACAUGGGAAGGGGUGUAAAACCAGCUGAGGCAUUUUAUUAAUAUCUUGGUUCUUUUAUACAGCUAUAUAUUAUUAUCCUCCUCAUUCUAUAAAGUCACUGCUACUACUCUUGCACUUUUUGAAGAAAAGUUAAAAAGUUUUAAGGAGAAAA